CGCCAGGCCCAUAUAAAUAAAGUCGUAGAGCAAUAAAUAAUACACAGAGGAGAGAUGAUGUCGACGACGGCGAGUCACGGAAGAGUGAUGAUGCUUCCGUCACCAUCCAGAGCGUUGCAGAAUCAGCAACCAUUGAUUGGAUCGGAUAUGUUCCGCUUAAAACAAACGGAACCGAGGGGGUCGAGGCUGGUGGUUGCGGCGACGGCGAAGUAUAAGGGGACGAAGAUGAGGGAGGAGAAGCUAUCGGAGAUGAUAGUUGAGAAAGUGAAGGAAGCGACGGAGGUUUGCGAGGCGGACGUGAGAUCGGAGGAGUGUAAAGUCGCGUGGGACGAAGUGGAAGAGGUGAGCCAAGCCAGAGCAGAUCUGAGGAUCAAGCUCAGGCUCCUGAACCAGGAUCCGCUCGAGAGUUUCUGCCAAGAGAAUCCUGAGACCGACGAGUGUCGUAUCUACGAAGAUUGAGUAAUGAGUGUGUCUGUGUAUGUUCUGUCUUUUCGUAGAAUUUUAGAUAUAUUAUCUCGAUGUGAUUAUUUGGGACUAUAUGCUAACAAUAAGAGAGUGUCGCAUUUGUUAUACGGUUGGACAUGAAACAGAGUUAUUCUAAUUAAGUUAGAUU
Brassica oleracea var. oleracea is the source of this 613-nucleotide messenger RNA. RefSeq names its product calvin cycle protein CP12-3, chloroplastic. The transcript has a single exon. Bases 55 to 459 code for a protein of 134 amino acids. Gene Ontology annotation, biological process: negative regulation of reductive pentose-phosphate cycle. The record is from RefSeq and is a predicted model, not a curated record. Lineage: Eukaryota; Viridiplantae; Streptophyta; Magnoliopsida; Brassicales; Brassicaceae. Gene Ontology annotation, cellular component: chloroplast.